Molecule: messenger RNA, 390 nt
Organism: Entamoeba nuttalli P19
Lineage: Eukaryota; Evosea; Mastigamoebida; Endamoebidae
Exons: 1
Coding region: 1-390 (129 amino acids)
Source: RefSeq, a predicted model, not a curated record
AUGGAUAAAAGAAAGAGUAUAAAAUACUAUAGCUCAACUAACUCAACUCCUAGAUCUCGUUGUUCACCUCGUAAUUCAAUUAACACAAUUACAAUAUCUCCUCAAAAUGAAUUAAAAUCAUUUAAUAGAAAUCCUCAUUCAUCUCCUAAACUCUUGUCUUCCCAAAAUUCUAAAAGAAAAUCUAUCAUUUCACCUCAACUACUUACAAUUGAAAAAGAAAGUCAAUCACUAACAAAUUCUAUAAAAGAAAUGAUAGGAAUUGGUAUCAAUAGGAAUAAUGAUGAAACAGAUAUUUGGGAGAAGGUUUAUUUGUUUUCUUUAACUAAUACUAUUUAUAUUUUUAUUUCAUUGAAAAUAAUAAUUAACAAAUUAGAUGCUUUUAAGUUGUGA